Messenger RNA from Rhinocladiella mackenziei CBS 650.93, 1743 nucleotides. RefSeq lists its product as uncharacterized. Bases 1 to 1743 code for a protein of 580 amino acids. The transcript is spliced from 5 exons. Gene Ontology annotation, molecular function: transmembrane transporter activity. NCBI's taxonomy places the organism in Eukaryota, Fungi, Ascomycota, Eurotiomycetes, Chaetothyriales, Herpotrichiellaceae. The record is from RefSeq and is a predicted model, not a curated record. Gene Ontology annotation, biological process: transmembrane transport.
AUGACUACUAGUACUGAACUAAACAGGACGAGAAUUGCGCCCGAAAACCGGCCCAGACAACUCUCCCGCGCUUCUUUAAGGCGUGCCCAAUCUUCCCCAGAAGAUGAAUCCCACCAGAUUAUUUCUCCGCAAUUCAUGGACGACCAUGGUGCCCAUCAUUAUCACGCCCAUGCAAUACGAGAUGACUUGGAUGAUGAAUCAAUUGCCGCUGACGACGACACCACCAGGACGAGUACCAGAGAGUCGGUGGAAGAGGUCAGGUUCGGCAUCCGAGAUAGUCGGGAUCUCGAAGCCGAUUUCGCAGAGUUGAAAAAGGAAAAGUCCGCAAGGUCUACCAAAGAUCCCAAUUUGGUAACGUGGGAAAAUGCCGAGGAUCCUGAGAAUCCCAAAAACUGGGCAUACAGGAAGAAGUGGGCUGCAACAUUGAUCGUUUCUUCCUUCACCUUCAUCUCGCCGGUCUCAUCGUCGAUGGUUGCACCGGCCUUGGACAAAAUGGGCCAAGAUCUCGGAGUGAAAUCUGACAUCGAGAAGUCUCUUACUCUCUCCAUCUUUGUCCUGGCAUAUGCUAUUGGGCCGCUUUUCCUUGGCCCACUCUCUGAAAUAUACGGUCGGGUCAUUGUGCUGCAACUAUCCAACCUAUUCUUCCUGGCGUUUAAUAUCGGCUGCGGUUUUGCGCAAAGCAAAGGUCAACUCGUCGCAUUUCGUUUCCUCAGUGGCUUAGGAGGUAGUGCACCCUUGGCGCUCGGGGGGGGAGUCCUCAGCGACUGUUGGCGCGCGGAGGAACGUGGGAAAUCCAUCAGCAUUUACUCUCUUGGCCCUCUACUAGGGCCAGCCGUCGGACCAGUAGCAGGGGGGUUCAUUGCCCUCCGAACGACUUGGAGAUGGUGUUUUUGGUCAACCUCAAUCCUAGACGCUGGCAUUCAAGUUCUCGGCUUCAUAUAUUUACGAGAGACCUAUGCACCGAAGCUGUUGGCAGUCAAGGCGAGAAGGCUUCGACAGGAAACGGGCAACCUCGACCUUCACACCGAAUGGGAGUCUCCAGACAGGAGAUUGGCGAAGGUCCUCAAGUCGAGCCUGAUUCGCCCGUUUCGACUUCUUGGAACUCAACCUAUCAUCCAGGCCCUUGCCUUGUACAUGGCCUAUAUCUACGGACUCCUGUACCUCGUCUUGUCCACAUUUCCCAUGGUAUGGGAGGAUGUAUACCACGAAUCGACCGGAAUCGGGGGUCUCAACUACAUCUCUCUCGGCGUGGGUUUCUUCUUGGGCACCCAGAUCUGCGCCCCCAUCAACGACCGUAUCUACCGCAAACUGAAGAAACGCAACAAUAAUGUAGGCAAGCCAGAAUUUCGAGUCCCACUUAUGAUCCCUGGCGCCAUACUUGUUCCGGUCGGUCUCUUCACCUACGGCUGGAGUUCGUACGAACACACUCACUGGAUCGUACCGAAUAUCGGGGCUGCUAUUUUGGCCGCUGGCACCAUUAUGGGAUUCCAAUGUACGCAGACAUACAUCGUGGACGCAUAUUCUCGGUAUGCCGCCUCCACAGUCGCCUCCGCCGUGGUUUUGCGAAGUUUGGCCGGUUUUGGAUUUCCCCUCUUUGCGCCAUAUCUGUACCAAGCACUUCGGCUCGAUUGGGGAAAUUCACUCCUCGGCUUCAUCGCCAUCGGUUUGGGGAUCCCUGCUCCGAUUCUCCUCUGGAAAUAUGGGCAGACUCUACGCGAGAAAAGUACUUAUGCCGCUGGAUAA